AUGCUAGCGGCACCUAUGUGGAUCCUUGCCUCGGUCAAGGACAGCACCAUGAAACUCAUAGCUAUCACUGGGUUUCUGUUCGUUUUUGUAACAAUAAUGAACUGGGGUAUUGUUGCAAAGCCUUUUGAGAUACUAGCUGCCGCCGCAGGCUACACCGCCGUUCUUGUCGUCUUUCUACAGCUUGGAGUUUCUUAG
Colletotrichum siamense is the source of this 195-nucleotide messenger RNA. RefSeq lists its product as uncharacterized. The record is from RefSeq and is a predicted model, not a curated record. The transcript is spliced from 2 exons. Bases 1 to 195 code for a protein of 64 amino acids. Lineage: Eukaryota; Fungi; Ascomycota; Sordariomycetes; Glomerellales; Glomerellaceae.